ACUUCAACUGAGUCAAGCGUUCUUCCUGCUCCCGAAGAUCCCAUUCUUAGUCGUGCCAUUUUCGAUUCAAACCCAACUUGGGGGAACCAUCACAAUGUUUUGCCUGUAGAGUAUUUCCUUUACUAUAUUGGUAUAUUGCAAGCUUGUGCGCAUAACCCAACAGGUGUUGAUCCAACAUUCGAACAAUGGGAACAGAUUCGACUACUAGUGAGACAAAUGAAACUCUGUUAUAGUGUUCACACACGUGGUAGCCUUGACAUAGAUGCACAAGCAGUUCGUAUGUUUGUUGCUGAUGGAGAUGAAUUUUGG
Messenger RNA from Thlaspi arvense, 309 nucleotides. The record is from the annotation of a GenBank genome assembly. Lineage: Eukaryota; Viridiplantae; Streptophyta; Magnoliopsida; Brassicales; Brassicaceae.